AUGUGUGAAGCUCUAGCAGAACGACUUUUAGACUUACACUGUCGCCUUUUAUCCCUCUACAUUCUUCAAGAUGCAGAUUGUCUGGACUGGGAAAACGAAAAACCGUUUUUUGAAUCCGAAAGAGGUUCGUACAUAAUCCAAAUGUGGUGGCUGUACAUGCAAGGUAUAAAAGAAGACCUUUGGAACACGGUACCACCGAAAAUGGCACAAAGGGUUUUCUCUGGCAUGCUAAAUGAGUCUUUGACGAUUUUAACUGUACGAUAUACACAGAGUUUACCUUCAGAAGCAAGGAGUAACUUAUUGUUGGUGGAUAUAAGCAAUUUGCUUUUGUGCGUAGCCCAAUUGUUGCCAGCAACUUGUGAUUCUGCUGACGAAUACGUCAAUGUUCGGAGUACUGGUAAAAAUAAAAUCUUAAGGGAUAUUCACGUGAAAUGUCAGGAGUUGUAUUUGUGCUUUUUAUUUAGAGGAGCGACUCUUGAUUCUUUGAAUAAGGUAUUCAAAAAAGGCCUUGAAAAUAAUGAGCUAUUCAAACCUAAAUCCAGUGGGCCUGCUGCAUGGAUUACAUUUUCUUUACCGAAUAUUUUCAAAAACUCAGUUACCAGAAUUACCCAGUUGGAUCAACAAAAAUCCUUGGCGAUUGAAUUAAUGGUUCUACUAGCACAACCACAACCAAAUUGGGCUUUACUUUUAAAGGUCCUUUGUGGUAAAAAAUUCAAAAUUCUCCAACUACUUCUGCAAGAGUUUAUGGAAAAAUCCAAUGUAGAACUAAAAAGGCCCAACCCAAAAUCUGUAGACUGUGGCAAUCUUUUAUGCGCAGGCGAUGGUAGUUGUAAGGAUGUAGAUACUUCCUUGCAAACUUUCAGCCCUGCACAUUAUCACGAUCUGAUUAUGGCUGCCACUGAAGUUAUCCUUUACAUAGGCAAUGAUGAAGAAAUAAAGGAGUUUUUAGUUGAAGUUGUGAUGAAAUAUCCUGGAUGGUCCAAAUCUUUUGAAAGAACAAAUUUAUGGAAUCAAAUUCGAUUUCCUUGGUACGAAGCUAUCGUUAACGUAGCCUCACCAAUACUACCACUCAUAGGAGAAACAGUUAUUAACGCACUACAAACUGGUGCAACCAUGUAUCAAACAAUGUCACUGAUUAUAGCUUGCCUGAGUCAGUUUUGGGACAUGUUGGAUUCAGCUUUAUUGCGCAUAGCGACAUUAUUCCAAGAUGGAAUUCCUUCUGAUGUUCGUCCAGUAAGCGAUUCGGUUUUAAUGCACAUUCUUGUCAGUGCUUUGUAUUCGCACCUGAUAAGCAUGUCUGAAAAUGUUUCAACAAAAAAAGAAGUGACUUUUAGUACGAAAAAGAUUGAAGAGAGUCCUGCAAGUGAUUCAGCUCAUACUAUUGGCUGGGCUGCUUUGGCCGCUGCAGAAUCUUUAUGCAGUAUUGAUGAAGAUCAUAAACACACUGAUCAAAUUACUGAAUUUUUAAAUGAAGUUCAAGAGAGUAAAAACGACUUUUCAUUUUAUACUGAUUCGGGUUCGAAUAGAUUAGAAAAUAAUCAGCAAAUGAUUGAAAUACUUGUCAGCGAUUUGCUGGCAAGUACUCAAGGGAAAAAAGGUUUGAAGACUUUAUUCCACUUUAUUAAAAACAACAGCGAAUGGUUGUACUUGAAACUCGGUGUGAGUGAAAAACAAGAAUCUUUCGUGCCUAAUAAAGUUCAAUGUCCACCAGAGCCUUUAUUGCACAAAAUGUUUCAUAUCGGAUAUCGGCCAUUUGAUCAGUUACUUUCUGAGCAACUCAAACCAAAUUGGCUGAACCUUUUACAAACCUCGAUGGGAGUUACUUCGGAAAAGGUCUGGAUGCAAUUGAGGUGCCGCUGGGAGUUUCGCACUCCAGAAUGUUCGACAUUGACGUCGCAUGAAGUGGAUAUUGUUAAUCAACUGUGUUUAAUGUUAAAAUAGUUAAAAAUUGGACUUAAAAGUAGAUAGACCUCAAAAAACCAUUUUUUCGAAUAUCAUUUCAAGAGUAAAAAUUUCUGGAAAAAUUGCAUUUCCUCUUAAAAAAAACCUGGGACACUAAACAAAACUUCUGGAUUGAAUUUUUCCUAAAUGUUAUAAGGAAAAAAGGACUUGGGCAAAAAAAAUCCAGAAUCUCAACAAUCCAUAGAGACUCAGCAAAAAAAUUAGUUAAGGAUUAAGUCCACUUUUAGUUUAUGGCAACCUUACUUGCGUUUUUGGAUAUCGAGGGCGUAGACAAGGACAGAAAUUCUCCAUUUGUGGAGAUCUACUUGGAGCUCUAUAGAUUUCUACGGAUAUCUUUGUAUCUCCUAGAGAGAUUUUUUUUUUUUUUAACGCUGUGUCUAGAAUCCCGGUACCGGUAACACAUUUUUUACCGGUAGUUUUGAUGACGUCAUCGAUAUGACGCACUUGUACCGGGAUUUAAAUGAAUCCCGGUGUUUUGAUUUUGUUUUUAUCGUUAUUUAUCAGCUGAUUGGUAUUUUAGGUUAGUUUAUUAAUGUUUUCGUCACUUUUUUGAAACAUUUCAAAAUAUAAAAGUUACGUUUAAGUUCGAAAUACUUUAUAUAAAUGAUUUGCGUUCGGAAAUGUCGAACAACUCAUCCCAGAUUAAAACUAAUCUGCAAUAAGAUGAUAGUAAACUAGGGUUGUUGUUUCCGAAAACCCCUGAGAAUUUAAACAAAUUUAAAAUGAUGUCACUUUAUAUAGCAGUUUAUAAUCAAAUUUAAUAUUUAUUAAUUUACUUUAAGCCAAUAUGUAACUAUACUGUUUUAGGAUGUAAAUUAAAAUAAAUAUUAAAUAUCUCUCAGCAGCAGCGUUUUUUUAAUGGUAGAUAAAGUGGACUUUCAAGUUAGAAACAACUUGCAAAGUCCACUUA
Molecule: messenger RNA, 2872 nt
Organism: Ceutorhynchus assimilis (cabbage seed weevil)
Lineage: Eukaryota; Metazoa; Arthropoda; Insecta; Coleoptera; Curculionidae
Source: the annotation of a GenBank genome assembly